Messenger RNA from Fomitopsis serialis, 891 nucleotides. RefSeq names its product protein-tyrosine phosphatase-like protein. NCBI's taxonomy places the organism in Eukaryota, Fungi, Basidiomycota, Agaricomycetes, Polyporales, Fomitopsidaceae. Gene Ontology annotation, molecular function: phosphoprotein phosphatase activity. The transcript has 7 exons. Bases 1 to 891 code for a protein of 296 amino acids. Gene Ontology annotation, biological process: dephosphorylation. The record is from RefSeq and is a predicted model, not a curated record.
AUGGCGGGUCUUGUCGCUGCGCCGAGUCGCCAUGAGGACGAGUGCACACAGAUUGUGGUUCCCACCAUCGCCCCGGAUGUCGUCGCGGCCACGCUCUCCUCACCACCUUUCGUGACCGUAGACGGUGUCAUCAAUAUCCGCGACUUCGGCAACUGCCCCUCCUCAUCCUCGCCAGACGCGGUGGUCAAGCCGCACCACCUCUUCAGGUCGGGCGAGCCCAGUCGCGUCACCCCGAGCGGGGCAGAGGCGCUCCGCGCGCUGGGGGUCAAGAAGGUGUUCGACCUCCGGGCGGACGUGGAGAUCGCGAAGUACAAGAGCGCGAACGCGGGGAUAGAGGGCGUGCAGUUCAUUAGGGCGCCCAUCGUGGACAUGUCGUUCGACCCGGUGGGCCUAGCUCAGAGAUUGAAGCAGUUCGAGACGAGCGAGUCGGAGGCGUUCAUGGUAUUGUACUCUGAGAUCCUGGAACGCGGAGGGGGUGCCGUGGAGACGGUCCUCCUCCAUCUGCGCGAUCACCCCGAUGAGCCUUGUCUCCUACACUGCACCGCGGGAAAGGACCGUACAGGUGUCUUCGCGGCUCUGAUCCUUUUGCUCCUCGGCGCGAGCGACGAGGACAUCAUCGAGGACUAUACGCUCACCACCGUCGGGCUGCAGCCCGCGCUGCCCCUCCUCGUCGCGCGGUUCGAGAAGGAACAGGUCUACCGCGACAACAGAGCGGGCACGCUCAACAUGGCGACGGCAAAGCCGCAGACGAUGCGUGUCUUGCUGGAUCAUGUGCGCGAGAGGUAUGGCGGUGUCGAGGGGUACUUGAAGACGCACACGACGCUGGCGGAGGACGACUUUGCCCGCAUUCGGGCGAAUUUGCUUGUCCCUGCGUGUACCACUCACCAAUGA